Messenger RNA from Scylla paramamosain (green mud crab), 2134 nucleotides. RefSeq lists its product as uncharacterized. Gene Ontology annotation, molecular function: copper ion binding; oxidoreductase activity. The record is from RefSeq and is a predicted model, not a curated record. Bases 141 to 1991 code for a protein of 616 amino acids. The transcript is spliced from 12 exons. Lineage: Eukaryota; Metazoa; Arthropoda; Malacostraca; Decapoda; Portunidae.
UAAUGUAGUCUGUGUGCCAGUGUGCACAAGACCCCGACACUUCUCCGAAUUUAUCACCUUCAUCUCACAUCAACAUCAUCACAAACUCUCACUGUUCUCAUCACCUUCACUGUCCUCAUCACAUCACCCUUAUCAUCAGGAUGUCGUCAGUCUCCGCAAAGGCCGUCUCUGCGCCGUCACUGCUGCUGGUGCUGGCCGCUGCCUUUGCUGGCGCUGCUCACGAGUGCGAGCGUGAGUGUGUCAUCGGAGACACGCGCACCUGCCACUAUGAGUUCAGCCUGCAGGAGUACCACACCAUGAGCCGCGCCUGCUUCAACUGCCCAGAAAACCUCGAAGACUGUUCCCGUCAGGAGUGCAUCUCAGCAGAUGGCGUCCCGAGGCCCGUCAUUACCAUCAACAGACAGCUGCCCGGCCCCUCCAUACAGGUGUGCGAGGGGGACCGCCUCGUGGUGGACCUGUACAACUUGCUGCUCAGCGACACGGAGACCAUCCACUGGCACGGCAUGCACAUGAGGAACCAGCAGUACUACGACGGCGUGCCCUUCCUCACCCAGUGCCCCGUGAUACGCGGAAAGUUCCGCUACGACUUCAAGGCCAGCACGCCCGGCACCCUCUUCUGGCACUCCCAUGCCGGUCUCCAUCGCGCCAGUGGCGUCCUCGGGUCCCUCGUGGUGAGACAAGCAGAGGACCCUCACCGCGGCCUCUACGACACUGACCUCCCGGAACACGUCAUCAUGCUCAGUGACUGGAGCCACACGUCCGUCGCCACGCAGUUCACGGGGCGCCACCACAGCCAGGGCGACGACUACGCCAGGACUAUCUUAGUUAACGGCAAGGGGAGGAACUCCGCAGCCAAGCUGGAAGGCGUCGAAGCGGCGCAGGUGCCGCUGGAGGUGAUCAAAGUGACGCCGGGACUCAGGCACAGACUCAGGUUCGUCGGUGGUACGGGUCUCAACUGCCCCGUGGUGGUCUCCGUGGACGGCCACCAGCUGGCUGUGAUCGCCACGGACGGUGAGCCCAUCGUGCCCUUCAUCACGGACUCCUUCGUGAUCUACUCAGGUGAAAGGUUUGACGUAGUGUUGGAAGCAAACCAGGCGACUGACAACUACUGGUUCAGAUUCAACGGACUCAUCGACUGCUCGAAGAUGGAGUGCGUGCAGGGCGCCGUGCUGCGGUACGAGGGAGCCCCGGACCAAGAACCUUUGGGGUCCCUCACUUACGACCCGAGCUACCCAGGCGUGGUGGUGAACCCUCUCAACACUGCAGGCGACGCCCUGGAGGAGGUCACGAUGGUGGAGCUGGAUGCCCUCAUGCCCUCCAUGCUGCAGCAGGCGGUCGACAAGCAGUUCUAUCUCGGCUUCGACUUUAAGCGGGUCAACAACACGCUGCUGUACAAUCCCGAACUUUAUCCUUACAACGCAGUGAGCGAGGAGUGGCAGGUCAACACUCCGCAGAUCAACGGCAUCUCCUUCCUCAGCCCCCCCUCCCCGCCACUCUCGCAGCCCCACGACCCGCAACCGACGCUGUGCUACUAUGGCCAGGAUCCGAUAUGCGAGGGAGACUUCUGUAGGUGCACGUACGUCCUGGAGGUGGCGCUUGGGGAGACGGUGGAGUUCGUGCUGGUGGACGAAGGCAACAUUGGUGACGAAAACCACCCCUUCCACAUGCACGGCUACCACUUCCACGUGGUGGCCAUGGGGAGACUCGGCCACAACACCUCGCUGGCGGAGGUGGCGGCGCUGGACGCGGCUGGCGGCAUCACACGCAAGCUGGAAGACGCCGUUCUGAAGGACACUGUCACCAUUCCUGACGGAGGCUACACCAUCAUCAGGUUCACCGCAGACAACCCAGGCUGGUGGCUCAUGCACUGCCACCUGGUGUUCCACUCCGAGAUGGACAUGGUGGCUGCGUUGCACGUGGGCGGACUCGAUGACGUGCCUCCCGUGCCUGAGAACUUCCCCACCUGCGGCUCCUUCAUGCCCGCCCUGUAGCGUUUACCACGCACGCGUUCCACCCAGCUCCGUCUCAAACUGGCCUUGGCACGCGGCCAUCGGUUGACAGGUGUUAUCCAACUAUAUUUAGUGUAUUAUUAAUCAAAGACAUAUUGUGUUAAUAAAAGAGAGACAUUUCCUCA